UUCAGGUUCAGUCUUCAGGUUCGUUCGGCGUAAUUGUUACUUGGUAAGCGGUAAUAAUUAUUGUAAUCUGGAGGACCAAAUGACUUGCCGGAACCAGAAAUGCACGCAGACGUUGGAGACCCUCCUCAAAAUGGAGAUCAACGAGGCGGAGAAAACGUUGCUGCUUUUGGACGCCGAGGUGAAGAAAGCUCAGGCGAAAGCGCAAUCGGAAUGGCAGCUGCGAAGGGAAAUGCAAGAGAAAAUUCGCGUCACGAAGGAGAACAUCAUGGUUUUGUCUAUGAGCCUGAACAAACAGGACAAGUACAACGACGAGCUGUUUACCAAAAUGGAGCUAACGAGGCUGAACUUGGACGAUGAGUACAAGGUCAGGCGGUCGGAGUCGCAGGCACACGAGAACAUAGUGAGGGAAUACGAUGACACUUAUCGAGACUAUCGGAUGGCCGUGCAGAAGCAGAUACAGGAGGAGAAGAAGAGGAUCCGCGAGCUCGAGAUGCUGAAGAUGCCGCCGCCGAAGAUUAAUCUGCCUCUCUACAUGAGGUCUUGCUACAGAUCUUGCUCGAGGGAGCCUUGGAAAUUGAACAGCGAGGACUCUCUAGAUUCCAUAUCCGUGAACACGUUGCUGGAGGAAAUGUGCAUAUCGGAGGACUCGUUGAAACCGUGUCGGCGAUCACCGUCGCCGAACUCGGCCGACAAGAACGCCGGGGAAGAGGCGAUCGAUGCCGGAAGUCCUUGCUCCGAGCGGGGCCAAGAAAUGGAGCAAGAGGACGCGGACGCGGGACCGGAAGCGAUCGAUAUGGCGGACGAGGAGGAGUCGCGGCAGGAGUAUCCGGCGGCACAUCCGUCACCGUUGCUUGUCCCCAGAGAUAAGCAAACGUCCGAGCUGGAAGAAGACGUGCCGGCGAAGAAGAGGAUCAGGAUGAUGACUGAUGAAUCGCCGGCUUGGAGCUCGCCGUUGGGUACAUUGAAAGCCACUCGGCCGGCUGCCAGAAGAAGCCAGUUCGUUGAUGCGUCCCAGGCGCCGAGGAUCACGAGGAUCGAGACCGUUCGUUGCAACGUGUCGGUGUGCCGGGAUCGAAACGAGCAUGACACGAGCACCGCGACACGCCACGACUAUUCCGACAAGCCGAGGGAUAGCUUUUGCUCGGGCAAAAAGGGGACACCGCUGGAUAAGGACCCCGGGUCAGAUCGAUCUCCGGUCGCCAGGAUCUCCAAGAUGGACCCACCCUGUCGUCCUACUUCGCUGAUCGCGAAGAUCGAUCAGGCCAAUCCCGCCAGCAUGUUCAGCCCUGGAUACUCGGAGAGCAGCAGCAUCUUCGGCUUGGACCAUGGCUUCGAUAAUUUAAAAGCCGAUCAGAUAUCGUUGUACGGUGGCUCCGCUCGAAGCUUCAACGUUCAUGAUUCCGAGAUAUCGAUGGCGGAAGCGAGGCCUGCGACCAAUUUCAAAGAAGAUCAGCCCUUGGCCAGGCCUAAGGAGCUUUCACAGCUCAGCUUCAGCAACAUACUCAAGACGACUAACAAAUCUGGACCCAAUAAAUUAUUCUAAAGACGACUCCAAUGACUUGGAGUGACUCCAAUGACUCCAAUGACUGACGCUUUUGCCCGUAGUAAUUGUCAUUGGACCGCCGAUCUUUAUGCGAAAUGAAAGUUAUCGAUUGCAAGAAAUGGCUGUUGAACAGAAAUUCGUUUCUUUUACUAUUCAUUUAAUUAAGGCGUAAAGAAUGCGACAAUUACCAGCCAGAUUUGUUCGAAGCAUUGUCUUUUGCACAUUCGACACAAUAAUUUUUAUUUUGAAUCCAUAAGAUCGGUGGUCUAACGAUCAUUUUCACGAACGUCGCUCAUUUCAAAAAGCUGUUAAUGUUAAACUGAUUUGCAUAGAAAUUUCGCUGUUGCUUUUUUCAAUUUAAGGAAAACGAAAAAUAUUAAUAUUGUUAAAUCUUCUUA
Molecule: messenger RNA, 1941 nt
Organism: Megalopta genalis
Lineage: Eukaryota; Metazoa; Arthropoda; Insecta; Hymenoptera; Halictidae
Source: RefSeq, a predicted model, not a curated record